AUGCUUUAUAAAUCCACAGAGAUCAGAAGUUAUAUCCGAAUAUUCGGUCUCGUGAUCCCCUUAGCAAUCACAAGAACAUGGUUGUAUUUGACUACCACAGUCACAAGUUCAAUCUUUGUAUUAUUGCCGUUGGCAUUGAUUACGUACCAUCAAUAUUAUGUAACGUUAAUUCCUUUGGCCAACUCGCCUGUUAUCCCAUUAAACUUCACAGAAUCAGGAGUAAAUAGUCAAAAUUGGCAAAGUUUGCAGAACACAGAAGAUUGGGGAAGUUGGGGAUCUGUACCUGUAUAUCAAGAAAAUAAUGAGACUAAAGUAGAAGGUGAAACUCAGACUCUUAGUCAUGAUGAUGCUAACGUCAAAAUAUUGAAGCCAAAAACAUAUCUAUCAAACCUCAUAUCCCCGCAUUUUCGAAAUUACAAUUUCGAUGAAAAUUCUCCAUACAUUUUCAAAGUACGAUUGAACAUUAUUUGCCCAACCAAUAAUAACCCCGCAUAUGGUCAAAUGCCACAUUACAUGAGCAGUUCACCUAUGCAACCACCAUAUCAACAUUCUUCUUCACAUUUACCUACAUCUACAUAUCCUUCCCGUCAACUAAUCAAUAAAAUACACUAUAAUAUUCAAAACUCGGUUUUUGAUCAAUUUACACAGGGUUCAUUCAUCCUCAAUUGCGACCCUUUACAAAUAUACCAGCUGAAAAAUAAACUUGUGCCGUAUAAUUUAAGAUAUUGGGUCUCCCCAAAUGUGGUGGACUAUGCUCAAUCAAGAAGCAUUGAGCUUGAUGUUUUUGAAAUUAAAGGUUCUCAACUAGCACAUAACAAGCAUCUUCCUCGCAAUGGAGAAACUUUUCUGUUUGAUGAUUUUAGAAUUGAGAUGGACAGUCAAGGAGAAAAUAGCGGUGGUUACAUAAUUGAAGAUUACGUUUCCCAUGCAUGGUUUGAAAUUAAAUGGACUGGAUUUAGGUACUACCUUGUGAAAUACUACUACACUUUUUACAUUUUGGGAACAGCAGUGUUUUUUGCCAUAAUGUUGCUAGUGUCUGUUGUUACUGGGUAUGGAAUUUUGUGGAUAAACCAUAGAAGAAGUGAAGGAAAUAAAGGAAGAGGAUUCAAGAAUAGUGAGGUGGAUUAUUCGAGUAAAAUCAAAUCUGAGCCAAGAAUCAAAAUUGAAGGACAGAGAUGA
Lodderomyces elongisporus is the source of this 1179-nucleotide messenger RNA. RefSeq lists its product as uncharacterized. The transcript has a single exon. NCBI's taxonomy places the organism in Eukaryota, Fungi, Ascomycota, Pichiomycetes, Serinales, Debaryomycetaceae. The record is from RefSeq and is a predicted model, not a curated record. The coding region runs from base 1 to 1179 and encodes 392 amino acids.